Messenger RNA from Acanthosepion pharaonis, 501 nucleotides. The record is from the annotation of a GenBank genome assembly. NCBI's taxonomy places the organism in Eukaryota, Metazoa, Mollusca, Cephalopoda, Sepiida, Sepiidae.
AUGUUGCUGCGACACGACACGAAAAGGGAUACGUCAUCGGCGUACGCGGAAACUUUGGCUCGAGCUCCACGUAGGGCUGGACUGUUCGCCCGUCCCUUAUCCGGCGAAGAAGAGGCUCCAACGCCAAAGAAAAAAAAUUAUCUUUUUUUUUCUUUCUUUCUUUCUUUCUUUCUUUCUUUCUUUCUUUCUUUCUCUUCCCCGAGCAGACCUCCCACGGCUCGUGGUGUGCGACUUUUCAAUGCGACUGCUACAACGACGAUGAUAUUUCUUGAAGUCCUUAUCUCUGACUCGCCACUGGACCGACUCACUGCAACGACAGUCUCUCUUUCUUUCUCUCUCUCUCUCUCUCUCUCUCUCUCUCUCUCUCUCUCUCAACGUCACUCUCGUCUAACGCCCAAGUCUCUCCAACUCAGCAAAAACUCGCGUUUAUAUAGCAAACCGAAGGUUAUAAGCCAGGUUGUUCACGCGCUUAACAGGAGUGUCGCCAUAAGCAAAUUUUAA